Pyricularia pennisetigena is the source of this 2271-nucleotide messenger RNA. RefSeq lists its product as uncharacterized. NCBI's taxonomy places the organism in Eukaryota, Fungi, Ascomycota, Sordariomycetes, Magnaporthales, Pyriculariaceae. The transcript has a single exon. The record is from RefSeq and is a predicted model, not a curated record. The coding region runs from base 1 to 2271 and encodes 756 amino acids.
AUGUCGAACCCUCGAAGGACCCCGAUGACUCGUCCUGAUUCUGUCCUACCUCUUAAGACCACUUUGGCUGUUCUCACCAAAGGGGCCACCUUCUCACCCACCAGCCCAGCAACACCUGAGUCUUCAUCUUCAUUCACGCCGCCUUCAUUACAUAUUCGAUCGCAUACCGACCUCGAUGAUGUCGUCGACGCGCAUCGUCGCCGUGUUGCUUUGACUCUCGGCGAUAUCGAAAAGACCCUUGCUGGCAUGUCAUUGGACUCUCCUAGCCCCAACAAGGCUUUCCGCGACAACAGCUACCCUCUUCCAAGGGGUCUGCUGGACCCUACUCUGAUCGGAAAAGACAUGGAUGUCGAACGUCGCGUUCUGCGGCCUCGGCCCGUCCGUCGCCCUGGGCAAUCCCACCACCACGAAUCUGACAGUGGACUGGGUUCUUCGAUCCUGUCGACGAAGCAGAAGAGCACACCAAAUGCUGAUUCCACUUCGGCAAAGACCGGAGUUAAAGGCUCUGCUGUGACACGGUCGGCCGCUUCCUCCACCUCAAAGAACCUUCCCAGCCUCAGUGCUCGCGCAACAAACCGUGUGUUUGAGCACACAUUGAAGCCCCUCCUUGCGGAUUCUUCUUUCAAGGAGUUCCACCCUGUCCUCCUGGAAUGUCCGCGCAAGAUUCAGUCAAAGCAAAUUGUUUGCUUGAGGGAUGUCGAAAAGACUCUGCUUUUGACGGCACAGGUAAGUUAUCCGACGAAUCUCCCAGAAGGCGGUGGGGAUACUAAUAAUGCCAUGAAGGGAGUCACGAAAGCUCCAAAGCUCUACCUUGACUUCUGCCUUUCCACUGUUCAAUGCAUCCAGGCCACGGUUGUCUACCUUAGUGAGACAGAGCAGCGCCGCCCCAAGGACGUCCCCUACAGCAGCGGCUACUUCAUCGACCUUGUCGAUCAGAUCAAGCAGUACGCUCAGCAGCUUUCUGAUCAAAAGAAGGCAGGCGCCUCGGAAGUCAACAUUAAGGACGAGGUAAAGCUCCACGGUGGCAUUGCCGUCAACGGGCGCCCAGCUGAGCUCGUUCGGAUCAGCGGUGGCAAGGCCAUCUCACUGGCCACUGGCGAGCCUGUCGAGUUGGAAGAGGAAACUACCAGCCCCAUCCGAUUCAAGCGCUCAGCCAGCCAGCAGCUUGCCGAUGACGAUGAGAUCAUGCGUUCCAUGGCUCGCCGCAAGAAGAACGCUCCUCCAGAGGAGUACGCGCCCAAGAUGUGCCGUGAGCCUGGGUGUGGCAAGGAGUUCAAGAGGCCCUGCGAUUUGACCAAGCAUGAAAAGACGCACUCGCGUCCGUGGAAAUGCCCCGUCACCACGUGCAAAUACCACGAAUAUGGAUGGCCGACUGAGAAAGAGAUGGACAGGCACCACAAUGACAAGCACUCGGCGGCUCCGCCCAUGUAUGAGUGCUUGUACAAGCCUUGCCCAUACAAGUCAAAACGGGAGUCGAACUGCAAGCAACACAUGGAGAAGGCCCACGGCUGGACCUACGUUCGCACCAAGGCCAACGGCGGCAAGAAGAUUGACAGCAACCCUUCAGGCAGUGUCACACACGCCACUCCUCAGCUCACAAACAUGCCCACUCCUCCCAGCGACAACGGUGUUUUUGCCGGGCUGGCCACCCCACCAAUGGAGUACACCAUGCCGGCGUACAACAACAACAUUGAGUUUCCCACAUAUGUGGCUCAGGAUCAGUUCCAGAUCCAAUUUCCACAGGAGUUGUCUCUUGACUAUUCUCCAUCAGCUGUAUCCGACCAUGCAACCCCCUCCUCACACUCAAACGUCAGCGGCGGCUCUCCCUUCGAGUCUCCGUACCAAGACCCCAGCAGUGACUUCACCGUCUAUGACGACAUCUACAACGCCAACGCUCAGGUCCAGAUGCAGAACCCUUUUAGCGAAAAGGACGCUGCGCAAUUCCUUGCGUUUGUCACCAACGCCGAGUUUGAGACUACCAAGGCUGCGCCGGUCCACUUCUCGCCGGCUGGCCAGGGAAACGCUAUGCUUUUUACACCUAGCACGCUUGCCGACUACGAUGAGAGCUUUGACGAUUUCCAAAACAACGCGCAGAUGGGCGCAGACUUCUGCCUCUUCCCCGCCAACGGGGUCAAGCAGAAUUCGCCGACGCCUCUCUUUGGCGAGAUCCCUAGCGUCGCCGCUGGAUACUCGCAGCCCACGUCUCAGGAACUGUUGCCUAAUGACUGGCGCAUGAACCAGUACCAGGGAUUGGGCUUCUCUCAAAACUGA